AUGAAGUGUGCCAUUUGCGUAAACUCAAGAAUAGAAACCGACGCAGCCCGUGACAUAAGUUACUGUACAUCGUGUGGUCUGGUAAUUGAAGAAAGCACAAUUGUGUCUGAUGUGCAAUUUGCACAGGACACAAAGGGCUCUUCUAUUUUGCAAGGCCAGUACGUCUCUACCGGCGACACAAAAAAACUUGUUUCGGGUAAGUUCAUUACAACAAAUCACAUAACAACGAUUCGGGGCAUAGCCAAGUCGAUUGGCGAGGCACUGGGAAUUGGUGAGUCACAGAUAAACUCUGCAAUGCGGUGGUACAAUCUGUCGCUGCAGUUUAACUUUACAAAAGGGAGAAAGACGCAAGUACUUUUAGCGGCCUGUCUGUACAUUACAUGUAGAGAGGAAGAGACUCCGCACAUGCUUGUUGACUUUGCAUACAUUCUUCGUAUAAAUGUGUUUAAAAUCGGCAGUAUCUUCUUAAAGCUAAUAAGACUACUUAACAUUACUAUGCCAUUAGUUGAUCCGUCUCUAUUUGUUCCUCGUUUCUGUAGUAAGUUAAACUUAAAUAAUCAAAAUGUUGGGAAGACUGCAUUGCGUCUUAUAGCAAGAAUGGACAGAGACUGGAUUGUAAUCGGGAGAAAACCAGCUGGUAUUUGUGGUGCAGCCAUUCUUAUAUCAAGCAGGAUACACGGCACAGAAAGAACAGUAGAGGAAGUUGCUAAUGUAGUAAAAGUAUGCGAGGCAACUAUUAAUAAGCGGCUUAUGGAGCUAAAAGAAACAGCAACAGCAAAUCUUUCAAUUAGCGAGUUUAAUACAAUUUGGCUGGAGAAAGAAGAAGACCCGCCCAUUGUUAAAUUACGUGGCAAAAUACUUAAUGAAUCUUUCUGUAAUAGAAUAGGCCAUAGUGAGCCCAAUGCCGCAGAUACUGUCAUAAAUACCCCAAAACUUCCUACUGUAUCCAAUCAAAACAGUUCACUCUCAAUGAACAUUUCUGAGAAAGAUAUUUCAAAUGAAAAGACUAAAGAAUGGCCAAGUGACAGCGAUGAGAGUUACAUUGCUACACCUAGUUCUCUACCAACUCCUUCACAAGCUCUUUUAAGCAGCACAGCAGACACAUCUGCAGAGACUUAUAACUAUAAUAAUGAAUACGAAAGUGAUCUGUCCGACUGUGGAAUAGAAGUGGAGAACGACCUUCUUCUGAGUAAAGAAGAGGUUAAAGAGAAGGAAAGGAUCUGGAAUGUAAUGUAUGGAGACUUUCUUAUAGAAAGAAAGAAGAAGGAGGUGAAGGAAAGAAAAAGGAGAAAAAGGACAAGAAAAAGAAAAGGAGAGAGAGAAGAUACCACUGCAAGAUGCAGUUGA
This is a messenger RNA of Nematocida parisii ERTm1, 1347 nucleotides long. RefSeq names its product transcription initiation factor IIB. NCBI's taxonomy places the organism in Eukaryota, Fungi, Microsporidia. The coding region runs from base 1 to 1347 and encodes 448 amino acids. Gene Ontology annotation, molecular function: TBP-class protein binding; RNA polymerase III general transcription initiation factor activity; RNA polymerase III type 3 promoter sequence-specific DNA binding. The transcript has a single exon. The record is from RefSeq and is a predicted model, not a curated record. Gene Ontology annotation, cellular component: transcription preinitiation complex; transcription factor TFIIIB complex; nucleus. Gene Ontology annotation, biological process: transcription preinitiation complex assembly; DNA-templated transcription initiation; transcription by RNA polymerase III.